This is a messenger RNA of Brassica oleracea var. oleracea, 976 nucleotides long. RefSeq lists its product as uncharacterized. The coding region runs from base 89 to 802 and encodes 237 amino acids. The record is from RefSeq and is a predicted model, not a curated record. The transcript has a single exon. Lineage: Eukaryota; Viridiplantae; Streptophyta; Magnoliopsida; Brassicales; Brassicaceae.
UUUCAUGAAACCAACUGUUUAAUUUCUCCUUAUAAAUAGAGAGAAAAGCUUCAUACACUCUUGGGUUACGAUAAAGAGAAGUACAUUAAUGGAGAGAGAAGACGACUACACGGCGUCGUUUUGUCCUAGCUUUAGCAGUUACGCUAACGAUGGAAUCGUCGAAACCGCCGAGCGAGUUCGACUUGAAUGUUCCGGUGAAUACAACAACAACGACUUCGACGGCUUCGAAUUCGUGAAUAUACAAUCGGAUUUUGAGGCGGAGACGUCUUUCCCCGGCGACUGCGAUCUCGUGUUUCCGGUUUUCAAUCAGGCUAUAAUCUCCAAACCCUCCGCCGUGAAAUCCGACGAAUCUUCGCGCCCGGCGGUUACGACUCGGCUGAGGGAUCUGUUCCUCCGCGAUCGCGAAGAUUCUUCAUCGUCGUCGUCCGACGAAGAGAAGGAGCUGGACGGAGUUUCGAGUGAGAUCUACUGUCCAUGGACGCCGGAGAAAUCAUCGAACGGCGGUUGGAGAAAGAGCAAAUCGACGGGAUCAUCAUCAUCAUCGUCUACGUCGAAGCGGUGGAGGAUUAGGGACCUGUUGAAGAGAAGUUACAGCGAAGGCAAGCAGUCGCUUAGUUUCCUGAAUUCGAAUUCGAGAAACAGAGUCGACGAAGCGUCGAAGAAGGAGAAGGAAGAGAAGGUUUCUUCGGCACAUGAGAAGUUUUAUCUGAAGAAGAAAGCGAAGAAGGAAGAAGAGAAGAGAAAAUCGUAUCUACCAUAUAAGCAAUUUGGGCUCUUCUUCUUCAACGUUCAUCAUCGCUGAGGACAGGACACCACUCUUCCUUCCUGAUUUUCUUUUACCGCAAUAUCAUCAAAUCUCGAGAAGGCUUUUCAUUUUAUGUUUCGGGCCACAACGGUCCCGCCCAUUAGCUGAUAACGAAAGUUAAUUGGACUUUUCACAGAACAAAAAUAAAUUAAAAAAAUCAUGUGUUUUUUC